Molecule: messenger RNA, 652 nt
Organism: Anopheles maculipalpis
Lineage: Eukaryota; Metazoa; Arthropoda; Insecta; Diptera; Culicidae
Product: LSM12 homolog A-like
Exons: 6
Coding region: 59-625 (188 amino acids)
Source: RefSeq, a predicted model, not a curated record
GCAGUAGUGUAAACGGAAUAAGUGCACCGCACCGAACGCAAAUAAAAACACCGUCGUAAUGGCUGGCCUGGUACAGGACUGUUUCUCUAUCGGCAGUACGGUAGAGUGUACGACCUGCUACAAUGCCAACAUCGAGGGCGAGGUGUUGGCGUUCGACCAGCAAACGAAAAUGCUCAUACUAAAAUGCCCAGCAGCGAGUAAAACAGCCAAACUGAACGACGUCUACAUCGUCAAUCUGGCCAUGUGCAGCGAUGUUCAGGUGAAAAAGGAAGUCUGCAUAGUUCCGGAGCAACCGCUGUCGUUAAAUCUGGAGCGCCUGAGCACCCGCGCCCGGAAUCAGGUGGAACAGAAACGACUCCAGCUAACUGCGCUUUCUGCCGGCGUCAGUCCCGAAGGUCAGAACCUUUACAUGGCUAUCGCACGCACUAUCAAACAGGUCACCUGGUCCGGUCCAAAUAUUGUGGUCUGUAAAGAGGUAACGAUAACGCCUCCAUACAAAGUAGACAACGUGAACAGUUCUGACCAGCGGCAGCUGAGCUACGUAAAGAAAAUUGUGGAAAAGCAUGAAAACGAUCAAGCCAAUAUAAAUCAAAGCACAUCGGUGGCGGACAUUGCCGCCAACUGAUUCCUCUCACCGCGUGCGAGGAAACGA